This is a messenger RNA of Fibroporia radiculosa, 3384 nucleotides long. RefSeq lists its product as uncharacterized. Bases 1 to 3384 code for a protein of 1127 amino acids. Gene Ontology annotation, biological process: protein import into peroxisome matrix. Gene Ontology annotation, cellular component: peroxisomal membrane; cytosol. Lineage: Eukaryota; Fungi; Basidiomycota; Agaricomycetes; Polyporales; Fibroporiaceae. The transcript is spliced from 13 exons. Gene Ontology annotation, molecular function: ATP binding; ATP hydrolysis activity. The record is from RefSeq and is a predicted model, not a curated record.
AUGGACUUUCUCUUCGACCGUCCAGCUGUGAUCGACUGCUCGCUUUCUCUACACGAUGCUGCAGACGACAAAGACGACAUUAUACUUCCAGAAGAGCUCUUGAAUGCUCUGAAAAGACCAGGAUUUGAUGACGAGCCUCGUGUAGCCGUCUCUAUUACUCGCAAAGCGACUUCAAAUGGAUCAAGUCUAAAGUCGUUGGUUGCGUGGGCCGUUUUCGAUGUCAACGCCACUGCCGCUGCCAUUCCUAGGUCUUGGCUGGAGCACCAUUCUAGUAUCUUCCAACAGAGUGACCUGUUGAGCGGCCAGCCUACCCAUUUCAUCAAGACCGUUCGCCCAGUCGUAGUAUCGGAAGCCGUCUUUUCCGCUAUGUCGCAUGAUUCUUAUGACUUUGCAUUUACCCAUAAAACCUCCUUGGAGAGUUGGCUAUUCGGCAAGAAUGCCAUUCUUCGGCAAGGCAGUAUAUACUCAUUUGAUGACCAAGAUCUUGACGAGCACUCGACGAACGAAGGGGGAUGCAAUAUAUAUCGCUACCAGCUAGCAAUGAUGUCUCCUGCAUUGCAAGGUUACCUCAAGAGAGGAAGUUCUCGAAUUUAUAUAUCUUAUUCACCGCAUCUCGAAGAGACUCAUGCAGCGGCGUCCUCUUAUUCUCGCGAUUUGGACAUGCAGUCUGAUGCGAGCUCUUCGGAGCUGGAAUUCGAGAUUACCGAAGGUUUCCUUGCUGGUUCUAUUCUACAACCUGCGCCCAGUGGCAUAUUGUCUUCGCAUUCAUAUACUUCAGAUGUCGCCGACACAGAACUUAUCACGGAAAACAUUCCAGAUGAGAAAUCACACAUUUGUCUACCUGAAUGGCAUUCCAUAGCCAUCCCGUUGGAUAGGUUCAUCUCUCAACAGGAUGAUUGUACAAUUUAUCUUCACGUCUCGGAUUUGAGCCAUGUCGGAGUAUUGGAGGGCGAUUGGGCUGUGUUGAAAUCUAGCAGCGGAUCUGCUCAACGAUUAGUUCGUGUAUGCGUACAGGACCUUGCUAUAUGUAAUCCCGGUCGUGUUUCGCUCUCUCCUCAGCUACUCCUGAAUACUUUUGGUGGGAAUUCAAUAUCCGAAACUCCAAGCAUAUUGUUGCGACCAAGCCCAUUUGGGUCCCAUCGUCCCGCGAUCCCCACAGCUCGGUCCGUGACCAUAGCGCGCGUUGCAUCGCCCUUUUCUACCAAUCGAGCAUAUCAACCUCUAUUCCUUCACGCUCUUCAGGAAUAUUUCAAAAAAAGUACGCGAUUGGUAAAGCAGGGAGACGUCAUAGGUGUGAAGAUCAAUACGGACGAUAUUCAUCGUUCUGCCAGCUUCGAGGAAGAGGAAGAAGAUUCUGGCGUGGAGGAAGGACCGGAUGAUCUCGACCACGAAUACCCAGAUUACUCGGACACUGCGAACGAGCUGGUUUACUUCCUCGUUACUAACAUCGAGCACAAUGUGCUGACUAGCCAGUGUGGCGAAGGAUCAUUACAAGAUAUAUAUGUAGGCGCAACCGUAGGUGAAUUAGGAUGCUGGAUCGAUUCCUCCGUGACACGUAUGAUACAAACGGGUCUGGAGCACUCGAGAGUACCCGAUAUCAGCAAAGGCACACCGUUUUUAGGAUAUGGCGGCUCAUCAUCGCUCCUGACCGCAUCAGACAGUCCUUAUCAGAAACUGUGUGAUCUGGCUUCAGCAGCAUUGAGCCGCCAUGCUGUAGGCUAUCAGCUUCAACUGUCAAUCUUGUUACAAGGUGCGCCCGGUGUAGGCAAAUAUACUGUUGCAUCAUCCAUUUCGCGUCGACUUGGAAUGCAUUUAUGCGAGAUCGACUGCUACGACGUCGUUGAUGACAGUGACGCAAAGACUGAAGGAACUCUCCGAGCGCGCUUCGAAACUGCCGCGUCUUGUUCCCCAUCAAUACUACUAUUGAGACACAUCGAUGCGUUCUCUCAAACAACUCAAACGCUGGAGCCUGGGAAAGAACCAAGUAUCACUAGUGCAUUGCAGGAAUGCAUUGACAGCUUACAGGAGACCUGGAACUUGUCUGGCUUCCCUGUUAUUGUUGUCGCAACUACUAAUCGGCCAGAACGUGUCCCUCCUCGUAUUCUCGCGUGUUUCAAACAUGAGAUUACUCUUGAGGUACCUGGAGAAGCAGAAAGACAUGAAAUAUUGGUGUCACUGCUGCAAGAUUGUGACCUCGCUCCAGAUGUCUCCAUUCGCGAUUUGGCGGUCGGGACAGCAGCUCUAGUUGCAAGUGAUCUCGUCGACCUUGUAUGCCGUUCCAAAGCAGCGUCGCUGCAGCGAGCAAUGCAGGAUCAGACACGCUCAGUUGCAGAUCUUUUCAACGCGGGUAUCUCCAUGGCGAUGGCAGAUUUCGAGGCUGCUCUCUCCGAGACAAGAGCAUCGUACUCAGAGAGCAUAGGGGCGCCAAAGAUUCCAUCUGUGUCAUGGGACGAUGUGGGAGGCCUUGCUCAUGUCAAAGCAGAUAUAUUGGAUACCAUCCAAUUGCCUUUAGAACAUCCAGAGCUGUUUGCAGACGGGCUCAAGAAGCGUUCAGGCAUUCUACUCUAUGGACCUCCCGGCACAGGAAAGACCUUACUCGCCAAAGCGGUAGCCACCUCGUGUGCACUCAACUUCUUCUCUGUCAAGGGCCCAGAACUUCUAAACAUGUACAUCGGCGAGUCUGAAGCCAAUGUGCGAAAGGUCUUCCAGCGCGCCAGGGAUGCGCGACCAUGCGUGAUCUUUUUCGACGAAUUGGACUCUGUCGCCCCGAAGCGAGGAAACCAUGGCGACUCUGGAGGUGUCAUGGAUCGCAUUGUCAGUCAGCUGCUAGCAGAGCUAGACGGGCUGUCAGGCGGCAAGUCUGGUGCAGAUGUUUUCGUCAUUGGGGCAACUAAUCGACCGGAUCUGUUGGACUCUGCUCUUCUUCGGCCUGGAAGAUUCGAUCGCAUGUUGUAUCUUGGUGUCAGCAAGACACAUGCCGCGCAGCUCAACAUCCUCCAGGCGCUAACCAGAAAAUUCAAGUUGCAUCCUGACCUUCGCCUAGAUCUCAUAGCCGAGCGAUGUCCCUUCCAUUAUACUGGUGCCGACUUUUACGCUUUGUGCGCUGAUGCGUUGUUAAAAGCGAUGUCUAGAAAAGCUGAAGAGCUUGAAGCUACUAUUGCGUGGCUGAAUAAAAUGCAGCCGGGUCCGCAACAUCCGUACCCCCUUACACCUCAGUACUACCUUGCUGUAAUGGCGACGCCAGCCGAGACACAGGUCCUCGUAUCGCAAGAGGAUUUUCAAGCCGCACUAGAUGAGCUAGUUCCUAGUGUGAGCCAAGCAGAAAUGGAGCACUACGCACGCGUUCAAGAGCGUUUCUCCGGACAAACGAUCAACGGACUGUAG